UUUUCGGAGUCUGCUAGUACACCAAGUAUUCGUUUAAAUCGCCAGUUUCGUUUCGGGCGGCAGCGAUUGUUUUAUCUGCGUAGUGACGGGUGAUCGGCGUAACCAAAUGUGCGACUAAUACUUGGUGUCUUCUCCCAGCUCAUCUACUAGUAAUACAGUAUCCCGAAGCGGCUCCACCACUCCCCCUACUAGCAGAAUUCGGAUUCCUACUAGGCGUCUACUACCGUAGCAGCACAUAGUGUCGGUGUUGCUCGAGUACAAAUCCCGCCGAUGUCGCGAGCAUGGCUCGCGCUCUCCGCGGUGCUUUGGCUUGCCGCCUUCGUCUCCUCGUGCCACGCACAACUGUUCCACGAAUCUCAAGCCGUGUUUCUCAGCGACUGCCAGAAGGCAUGGGGGACCUCGGCGAUCUCAGGGUGGUCCCAGGGCGCCAACUGUAGCGCUGCUGAAGGUCUCUUCUGUGACCAGUCGGGCAUGAUUCUCGAGAUGUCAAUGGAGGAAUCAGGAUUGGCAGGACCCAUUCCAGACUCAAUCAGCCGCCUCACCAGGAUCUCCUUUCUUAAUCUUUAUAAUAACCACCUCAAUGGCUCAAUCCCUGCUGGUAUCGGCUCGCUUAUCCAGCUGGGAUACCUACGUCUUGGUAAGAAUCGGCUCACAGGCUCAAUCCCUGCUGGGAUCAGCAGUUUUACAAGCCUGGCUUCCGUAGGCUUUGAAGACAAUCAACUCUCAGGCUUAAUUCCUGGUGAAAUCGGCAAUCUUUUAAGCCUGGAAGCCCUGAAUCUUUCAAACAACUCAUUGAUUGGCUCCGUUCCCAACAGCAUCUCCUUGCUGAUUGGGCUCACACAUCUGGAUCUCUCAAAGAACUUGUUGACUGGCUCCAUUCCCAACAGCAUCCUCUUCCUUACUGGACUCUCGUAUCUAUUUGUGGGCCAGAAUCAGUUUACCGGGACUAUUCCGGCUGGAAUUGGAAACCUCGAUCAGUUGGAAAUGCUGGAUCUUUCGUCAAGCUCUUUGUCCGGAUCCAUUCCCGACAAAAUCACGUCCCUCACUUGGGUCUCCUUUUUGUGGUUAGACAACAACUCUUUGAGUGGGGCCCUUCCAAACUCCUUUGGGGUUCUUUCAAAGCUUACCUCCUUAAAUCUAAGUGGGAAUCGCUUGAAUGGGUCUAUUCCAUCUGCUCUUGCCAACAGGCGCGAAUUAAAUUAUCUGUAUCUUAGCAACAACAUGCUGAUCGGUUCCAUUCCUGAAUUUGCCGUUGGUUCUGCUGCUCUUAUACACAUGGUGUUGAGUGGGAAUCAACUGAGCGGGCCCAUCCCAACGUCUAUCUACCACUGCACAAAUCUGCAGCGUUUGUGGUUGGACAACAACUCUUUGAGUGGGGCCCUUCCAAACUCCUUUGGGGUUCUUUCAAAGCUUACCUCCUUCAUCAUCACCGGCACAAACCUCACGUGCCCACCUGACUACACCGCCUGUGGCCCGACACAGUCGCCUAAGACAGUCUUCUGCCGGACGUGCCCUUCCUUCUGCAGCACUUGCGGCAAACGAGCACCAGAACCAACCCCUAACACCAGCAGCAGCAGCACCAGUAGCAGCGAGUCUUCAGCAGCAGCCGGGGGAGGAGGUGUAUCAGUGGGAGCCAUCAUUGGCAUCGCUGUUGCUGCUGUGGUCAUUCUCCUGCUUCUGGUUGCCGCACUGGUCUACUUCAGGCUCAGGAUGCAGCGGAAGCCGAAAACAGGCCUGGCUGGCAGCCUAGCAGCCUCCCACUGCACGGAGUUCUCUCUGGCUGAGGUCCUCAAGGCCACCAAUAACUGGUCGGAGGACAACCAGCUUGGCUCGGGUGCCUUUGGUGAUGUCUACAAGGGCGUGUCUCCCCGCGAUGGCACCACAGUGUGGGCUGUGAAGCGAGCCAAGCUGAUCGACGUGGACUUCCAGAGGGAGAUCCAGCAGAUGGCCGACAAGAACCAUCCCAACAUUGUGAGGCUUCUGGGAUUUGCGAUCGGAGGCGACUUGAGGACACGACCAGAGCAAGUCCUGAUCUACGAAUAUGUGCCCAACGGUGACCUCCAGAAAUGGACUGGUCCGGACGCUGCUUCUCCUUUGAACCUGAAGCAGCGGCUGGACGUCCUCAUUGGCCUUGCACGUGGUUUUGAGUAUCUCCACAGCUUUGGCAUGGUGCACCGCGACAUCAAACCUGCAAACGUCCUCAUCACUGCUGACAUGCAGCCCAAGAUUGCAGACUUUGGGCUUGUGAGGGCGGGAGAGGGCACCACAGUGGGCACUACUCGAAUCAUGGGAACACGGGGCUAUGUGGAUCCAGUUUACUCCAGGACGUCCAAGGCAACCGCAGCAAGUGAUGUCUACAGCUUCGGUGUGCUCAUGCUUGUGGUCCUCACGGGACAGGCUCCACUCACUGAGUCAGCUGGAGGAACCAGGAAGAUCACUCUGUGGGCAUCGGAGUGCGUGUCCUCGGGCGACAUGCGGAGCCUCAGGGACCCCAAAAUGGACGCCCCUGGAGAAGCUGAGCUGCGCUUGGCUGAGCUAGCGAUCAGCUGCACCGUGGAGCUCACUGCAAGCCGCCCAAGCAUGGCUCACAUUGCCAACGAGCUGCAGGCCAUCCGGGAGGAGGUGGUGGGGAAGGACGAGCUGAGCGCUGCCGUCAAGGUGGAUGCCCAGGUGCAGCAGAUGAAGAACGCAGAAAUUGAGGUGACCAGUCAGGCUCACCUCUUGUUAGACACAUGCCACUGACCAGUUGCAUGUUUGAAUCUGGCUCAUUUCUGUGCGAGUCGAGUCUGGCUGGGCAUUUGUUUGACGGCAAAUGUGUCUGGGCAUUUAUGUGGAGUGUGGAGGGAUUCUGUUGCAUUGUGUGGUAUCUGGGAUCUUGGAGUGACCUCAGUGUUCAAGCAGUCAGCGCCAUUUAGGAUUAUCAGUGAGGGCCAAGUUAGAACUAUGGCUGUCUCUAGAAUGCAUGCUCUUCAUUUAUCAGGAGUUUGUAUUUCAUUUCAUGUGUCAAACUUGGCUACUGUAUUA
Messenger RNA from Closterium sp. NIES-67, 3024 nucleotides. Lineage: Eukaryota; Viridiplantae; Streptophyta; Zygnematophyceae; Desmidiales; Closteriaceae. The record is from the annotation of a GenBank genome assembly.